This is a messenger RNA of Penicillium bovifimosum, 378 nucleotides long. RefSeq lists its product as uncharacterized. The coding region runs from base 1 to 378 and encodes 125 amino acids. NCBI's taxonomy places the organism in Eukaryota, Fungi, Ascomycota, Eurotiomycetes, Eurotiales, Aspergillaceae. The record is from RefSeq and is a predicted model, not a curated record. The transcript has a single exon.
AUGUCCUACCGUCCAGGCCCAGUCUCAACCUUCAAGCGCCACCGCGAAGCUUUCAUAUCCAACUUGAAUGCACAGGCAGAGGCCCUGAGGAACGAUCCCCGCUGCGCAGAGGAUGUAGCAGCCAAUCUCCGUGAGCUAGUUCACGAUGUCUACAGCAUCAGAUCCGCGUCAAUGGUUAUGGCCGCUGAAGCACGCGGUAAUGCUUUCGUCCAGGCGAAGCCGUAUGGAUUCUAUGGGCAUAAUGUGCCGCGAAUGUGUAAUGAUCUUGUUGCUUGUUUGUUGCAUUGGGCGGAUAUUCUGGUUAAUACUGAUGGGCGGAGGACGGAUGGGAUUGUUGCUGGUGCUAUUGAGGGGGUGGUUGCUUCGUUGGGGUUAUAG